AUGGCCCAAGCGGAUGGCUCGCCGCGUCAAACGAGAAAUACGUCAGAUGAAGCAUCAAUGUUGGGAAACGCGUUGAGCACGCGCCAUAUAGAGGCGUUCGGGCGUAAAGUCACAACAACAGCAUCACAUCUCAUCUCAGACUCUAGAAAUAGCGAGCACUAUCAGAAUGCCAUGUCACAACUGCAAAGAGAGCUACGGCGGCCUACAUUCCAAACAAGCAUAUUUGCCCAAGCCCGAGCUUCGCCAACAGAGCUUGUGCGAUCGAAGCUCUCCGUCAAUGAGAUGAAGCACCGGGCUUUAUCGUAUUUGCCCGAUGAUGUACUCAAGGAUAUUCCUGAGGACGACAAUGACUACUCUCUUUUCCAAGGCUUCCAGGCUACGGUACCCGAAAUAGAGGAGAGUGAGCACAGGAAGAAACAUCGACGGCAUGGCACCAGAAGGCGACUGCUUCUAGAGCAUAGUGAAGAUGAUGCCACCCCUAUCGCGUUGACUAAAAGAGAACGUCACAGAGUACAUCGCAACUUGGAGAUGAUGGAAGUGCGGAAGAACAUGUGCUCAACGGAAAUUCGGGAAGUCGAUGCUAAGAUCUCAAAUCUCAACAACAUGCGGAAGGUCAUACUUGGCAGGCUCGAAGACUUGGAGCAGGAAGAAGUGCAAAUGGCUCAAGACCUCCGAGACAUUGACGAUAAACUCGAAGAUCUCCUUGAAGAGGCUGAAGAAGUUGCUACUUUGGCGCCUACAGCUACGCCACCAACAGAAGCUGAAGUUGAGCCGGAUCUCACUGAGGAAGAAACCUCGUUCAUGUCCCAAUCGAUCUACGAAAAGCUUCCCUCUCCAAAAUCGAAGCGCCACAAGCCUGCUCGACGGAAAUCCACAGCGAUACGACAUGAGCACUUUGAUCCUGGCACAUCGAUUAGAGAAAUACAAGCUCACAACGACAUGAUCACCUCGCUCGACUUCGACGCCCCGUUUGGUACCAUGGUCUCCUCUGCCUUCGACGAUACAGUCCGUGUGUGGGACCUGAAUCUGGGUCGGUGCAUUGGCCUCCUUGAAGGCCAUCAGGCGUCAGUGCGCUGCUUACAAGUAGAGGAAAACUUUGUCGCGACAGGCUCCAUGGACGCCUCCAUCAGGUUAUGGGAUCUUGAUCAGGCAGAAUAUGCGCCUAGAGAGAACCGCGCAUCCGAAUCCAAAUUCCAUGACGAAGAUAAUGGGACUGAGGAAAAAGUACCCGCUGCUGCACAGGUCAGCAGCACAGCAGAUUGCCAUGUUCAUACCCUGAACGCGCACGUUGCUGAAGUUACCGCUCUGCACUUCAAAGGCGACACCCUCGUCUCUGGCUCAGCGGAUAAAACGCUACGUCAGUGGGAUCUCGCGACUGGGCGGUGCGUUCAAACUCUCGACGUCCUCUGGGCAGCAGCUCAAGCCUCUGCCACCAUCGGCAACACCACCUCAUCAUCCCCAGACCCGUCUGGGCGAGGGGGCCCUGUUUCUUCAUGGCAGAACGCCGGCUCGCGCGUCCCAGAUUCAUCGGCUGAUUUUGUUGGUGCUCUGCAAUGCUUUGAUGCGGCGCUUGCUUGUGGAACAGCAGAUGGGAUGGUCCGGUUGUGGGAUCUCAGGAGCGGACAGGUGCAUCGAAGUCUGGUUGGGCAUACGGGGGCUAUUUCGUGCUUACAAUUUGACGAGCGGGUGUUAGUUACUGGAAGUGCAGAUCGAAGUAUAAGGAUAUGGGACCUUCGAACCGGUUCUAUUCGUGAUGCUUACGCCUACGACAACCCUGUCACUGGCAUGAUGUUUGAUGCCCGGCGCAUUAUUGCUGCAGCUGGCGAAAGUGUUGCAAAAGUGUACGACAAGACUGAUGGUAGACACUGGGAUUGCGGUGAAAGCACGGCUGAGAAUGAAGCCAAUGCAAGCAUAGUAGAGCGGGUGCGGGUGCGGGAUGGAUACCUUGUGGAGGGAAGGAAAGAUGGCGUGGUUGGAAUCUGGAGCUGCUAA
Molecule: messenger RNA, 1992 nt
Organism: Bacidia gigantensis
Lineage: Eukaryota; Fungi; Ascomycota; Lecanoromycetes; Lecanorales; Ramalinaceae
Gene: MDV1
Product: Mitochondrial fission protein
Exons: 3
Coding region: 1-1992 (663 amino acids)
Molecular function (GO): protein binding
Source: RefSeq, a predicted model, not a curated record